GCCGUCAAAGACGAAGUGUAGGGACACACCUGCCUGUCCAAAUCACAAGGACCAUGCAAAACCAAAACCAUUUCUGGUAAAUUUUCAAUGGAAUCCUCGACGAGACGAUACGACGUCGUUGUGAUUCUCUGCUUUAUUUCGAGUCGUUUGCGUCGGAGUGUUAUGCCAAGUACGACUGUGUCAAAGUUGUAGGAUACAAAGACGUGUUUGUUUCGUUCACAAGUUGGACGUUUUGCCUGUUGUUAGGGCGACUUUUUUAGUCCGAUCAGCAAAUGGUGGCGAGUCCUUCAUUCCCAGUGGUCUGGGGAGGUGAGCAUGCAUCGGGAACUACACGCCGACUCAGUUUUGUUAGACGGCUAGCUGUCCUAGCUAAGUUCCCUUAUGUCUGACCGCUGAAAGGAACCGACAGCUGUGAACCAGGCACUGAAAGUUACUGGGAGAGGUGCAGCUCGGAUGAAAUCAAAGCCGUAUGACUCUAACAAGUGCGCCGCUUUUGCAGCAAGACUUUGCACUCCUGGAAGCCUCGUAUGUCUCGUUGUUUUUUGUGUCUUUUUGCAAUGUGGUGUCAAAGCCGAUCGCCUCAUGAAAGCUGAACUCCACGGUCAUCCCGAGUGAUCGAGGUUGUUGGAGCCACGGGGAUAAAAUGGAUGAGGCAGUCGAAAAUUCCAUAUCGGAGAUCCCACAGGUCUCCCCCGUCCCGGCCGAAAACGGGUUCGUGAUGGUCAUCAGUCACAGCAAGGUCCACCCUCCUUUCAGCGUCGUGUGGGCAACAGUCCUCUACUGUGCAGAGUUCAUCUGCGCCGCUGUGCUGUGCAGCAUGUACGAUAGGAGCGGCGACGUGAUCUGGAUGGGUCUGACCAUUACUUUCAUACUGGUGCCCAGUGUGUUGACCCAGCUGACGCUGACAUUCAUUCACCGGGACUUGGGAAGAGACCGUCCGCUUGUGCUGUUUAUGCACCUACUUCAAAUGGGGCCGAUUAUCAGGUGUGUAGAAGCUUUGGUGGUUUACUGCAAGGCAGGCAGAGAAGAGGAGCCUUAUGUCACAAUUACGAGGAAGAGGAAGCUGAAGAAAGGCAAGGCCGUGGGCUCCCCCAUGGAAUGGGAGAUCGGACACUCGGAGCGUAAGCUCACUGUCCACCGUGAUGCCUUCAAACGCACAGCUGUCAUCCAGGCUUUCCUUGGCUCCACCCCUCAGCUGACGCUACAGCUAUAUGCUGCCAUUCAGGAAAAGUAUCUCCUUCCCGCCAGACUUGCUCUGAUGGUCGUCUCCCUAAUAUCAAUCACAUACGGGGCACUGGUGUGCAGUGUUCUGGCCAUACAGAUCCGCUAUGACGAUUAUAAGGUGCGAAUGAGUCCUGCCGCUUACCUCUGUAUGGUGCUAUGGCGAGGCCUGGAGAUCACUACGCGCGUCACCACCCUGGUGCUCUUCAGCACGGCACUCACCUUCUGGGUGAUCCUGGUGGGCGGGGCCAACCUGCUCUUCUUCUUCUUCCAGCCGUGGGUGGAGUUCUGGGUGCGGCGGGCAUCGCUCCCCGAGAAUGUGGAGAAGAACUUCAGCAAGGUGGGUACGAGCGUAGUGCUGUGCAUGGUGACGCUCCUGUACGCGUGCAUCAACGUCUUCUGCUGGUCGGCCGUCCAGCUCAAUCUGGCUGACCACGACCUGAUCGAGAAGCAGCCGCGCUGGAGCCGCCUGGCCACGUACUACACCCUGCGCUUCGUAGAGAACCUGGCGCUGAUCGCGCUGUGGUACUUCUUCAAGUCGGACUUCUACGAGUACGUGUGCGCACCGCUGCUGGCCGUGCAGCUGGUCGUUUGCUACGGCCUCGGCGUCCUCUUCAUGCUGCUCUUCUACCAGUUCUGCCACCCAGCGCGGAAGCUGAUCAAACACAACGUGGAAGAGUGCCUCCGUUGCAUGUGCUGCCGGGGGAAGGCUCCGCCCCAGCGUGCCGGAGACCCCAUGCUGCUUCCACGGGACCAACUGCUCCCGGAGCGGGAGGUGGAUAUUGUGGAUGACUUCACCGAGGCAGCUUGACGGGGACUGUGCUGUUCACGUCAUCAAAUGUUGGGCGUUACCUAGCGUAUUUGCACGAGUCUAUGCUCAGGAGUGCCGUGCUGACUUUUCUAAAGACAAGCCUGUGGAGAGAGCUACACUAUAACUGCUGCAGGUGAUUAAACAAACAAAUAUGUUGUGUUACAAGAGUAUUUUGGGCACAAGAAUUUUGAAUUGGACUUGCGGAGCUGUUACUAAACUCUCAUUUUAAGUCUCAUUGCUUUGGUGUGGAAAUGAAAGCAGGCACUGAUAGAUUCCCGUGAGCUGCUGGCUGCUAGAUAUCAAAGAAUGUCAUCUGUUUAGUUAUGCAGAGACAGGUUCACAAAGGCAUCCUUCAGAAGUGGGUAGAACACACAACCGUCGACCAGGUGUGCUGAAAGCCUGCCAGGUGUCCGACUCAGAAAGAAGUGAUGUGGUUAUUUAGGGAAAUCCAUGCUUUACUCUCUUGUAGGGAAUGAACAUCAUCAAAAGCAGAGGGCAGGUGGUCCAGUGGUUUGUCCCCCAAGGGCACAAUGAAACUCUUGGGUCAUUUCUCAUAACAGAUCGAGGUUGACAAACACUGAAGUAUUUACCUGAGUGUUUAGUUUUAAGAGUGUAUGUCAACAUCUGUUGAAACUGAUUGCAUUUAUUUUAAAAGCCAAAAAAAGGAAUGUCUUAAUUUUGUAUGUUUGAUGUCCCUGAAUGAUGUAUCUGAUCUACUGUCUAUAAUUUGAAUAAAUAUUAAUAAAAUAUUUUGAACAUCUGA
This is a messenger RNA of Electrophorus electricus (electric eel), 2795 nucleotides long. It is a transcript of the gene xkrx, whose product is annotated as XK related X-linked. Gene Ontology annotation, cellular component: membrane. NCBI's taxonomy places the organism in Eukaryota, Metazoa, Chordata, Actinopteri, Gymnotiformes, Gymnotidae. The record is from RefSeq and is a predicted model, not a curated record.